AUGGCCCCUGUUCGAAGAUCAACUCGAAAUUCAAAAGGUCGAGCCAAUUCCCCAAAGAAGCAAAAUAGCCUGCCAAUAGGCGUAAAGAGGCGAACGAACAAGAAAAGCAAAUCUAUUUCUUCAUCAAAGGGUGAAGUGGUACGUGAAAAGUCACCGAAUUUGGAGCUAAAUUCGUCUCCAAUAAGACAAGUCAGCAAUCUUCAGGAUACGACCCCAACAAAGCCCAAGCGCACUCCCAAAAAGAGAAAAUGUGUCUUGUUUUCUGAUGACUUGAUUUCGGACUUGCCAAGCACACCAGAAAGGGGAAAUACACCCAUCCGAUCGAUUCUAAAACCUUGUGAUGUCAAUUCAAUGAAUGAACUUUUAGAUCCAAACAACACUCUGCUUUGGGGCGAAUCCACCCAUUCAAAAUCGAACAGCCCCAAGAGCGCAGAAUUUUGGUUACCAGGGACAAUCAUUCAGCUAGAACCUGGGUCUGAAGGGUUACCCAUGCUUGUAGAAGGAUGCUUGGCGGUUUUGGGUGACUCUGGUUUUAAAAGAAGGUUCGAAGUUUAUGCCACAUUGAAUAGCAUAUUCAAAUCCAAUCCAUCCACCACAUUGAUUGGGUUAUUUCUUGACUCAGGUCCUGCUGGUAGCGAAAGUUCAACCAAGCAGUCCAAGAGCCUCCCGAUAUUGAAACAAAUCAUCAAAGAUAUUGAUGAAAUUGAAGAAGUGAUAUUCAAUCCAGAAGCUGAUAAGGAGAACGUAUCCCCCACGAAAGGCAACCCGUUCAAAAUCCGCAUUGUAACUCAAGCUUUGAAGCUACUCAAUCUUUUCAUGUCAGAUGCCGGGUUAAACAACUUUAUAGCAAAUGAAGAUGCGUAUUGGAUAUAUGAUCAUGCAUGCACCAUGCUUAUCAAUCCGAACAUUUCCAAAGCGCUCGUUUCUCCUUACUUGUCUAUAAUCAAGGAUUGCAAGUUGAAUCCCGGUCGCAGACGCGCCUUGUUUUGCAAUCACGAGAUUCUCGAAAAAUUGCUUAUAGCAGUGCUUAGGAUGAAUAAUUUUCCAAGUUCAUCUUUGGUAACAGAGAGGUUUUCCUGUUUAAGGAAUUACAUUUUGAAUUUUCCUGAGUUUAUGGCUAAAAACAUUGCUCAAUGGUUUGAACCAGUGCUUCUAAAUUUAUGCAAUAUGGUUCACCCGGUGUACAUGAAAAGUUUUGGAGUGGGUGUGCACUGUUUGUUGGAAGCUGCAAAAUGCUUUUUAGAUGAUAGUACUGUACACUCGUACGUGAUAAAUAAAUUGUCGUCCCCGAUAGCUGCUGACGCUCCGUCAUUUACGUCUGAUCAGGAAUUUCCCGGCUACUUGAGUCAGCUACGAUUACAAAAUGUGAGACUAAUUGAGUUUGUUGUCUGCAAACUAGAAGAGUUGAUAAGCGCUGAUCAGCAAAAGCUAGCCAUGGACAUGUGGAUGGGGUUGACUCUUUUAGCGGGCCUGGAAUCUUUUGAUAAAUGGACUGAUUUAAAUGUAUGGCUUAAGGUACCAAUGUGCUGCUUUAGCUCGACUCCUCAAGCUAGUCCGAUUGCUUUAUCCUGUUGGCGAGCAAUUUGUUUCAUAUUAUGCAGAAAUGGCUUAGAAAGCUUCCGCAAAAGCAUCGACUCCACCCAGACACUGACUUCUGGAACAGGAAAACUGGCGGCAGUAACGCAAGCAUUGAAGUCAAAGGUGAAGCUCUUGAUGUACGUCUUUAAUAGCUUUCCUAUAGAAGGCUUAUCAAAAGAUGUAAUUGAAACCCUUCACAAUAUUUUCCUAGGCCAUUUAUAUGUCAUCCUUAGUCCAGCUAUUUUAAAGCUGUGGUCCAAGUACUUGCCUUUAUUUUGGGACAGGAUAAUCCAACCAACCUUUGGAAAUUUUUAUUUCAAAAGAGAAUCUGGCUCAUAUGCGAAUCAGUUGGGUUUGGAACUUUUGACAACAAUGCUCAAGUCUUCAUUGUCAAAUCCCGAGAAGCAAUUUAACGACCUCAGAAUCUUGUCGAAUGAUCCAAUUACUUUGAUGGAAGUCAACCCGCUACCAGCAAGGUAUGCACACUCCCAUUUUGAUAGAGUGAUGCAAAGCAUGUUUUUCGUUUUCCAAUUGGACACAAUCAAAUUUGAGCAGAAAUUGAGCCUCUUCACUACGUUCUUGGCCAAAUUGAAGUUGGUCGUGAAGAAGGAGCAAAAACCAACAGCAACUACCUAUGACUUAAUUGACAAUCUCUCAUUGUUAUUGAAAAAGCUAUUCCAAAAACAAGCCAUGACUUCUGAGACACUUGUGAGAGUUAUCGUUGCCAUGCAUGAUACGUUUAACCCCUACUACUUGGUUAAUCGGGAUCUUGGGCGGGAGGGGUUCGAUUGCGAGGUGAAUGUGUACAUGCCAGUCAUCGAGAGUUCAAAUCCACUACCCAUUGAAGGAAGAAGUACCAUAUUACGACUAAUUCUACAAUCAUUGUCUCAAACAAAGGCCCUCAUAUUUAUCGCCGACACUUUAAGCUCAACAUCAGUGCCCAAUGACACACUUCAAAUUUUUACCGAGGUUUUGAACAAGUCUAAGAUUGAUGCGAAUACAAUUGAUUUGCAAUUCUACGGCAUCAUUUGCAAGUAUGCCAACAGUAAUUAUGAGGUCUUUGUGAAGAAAGUGAUACAAUCUAUUGUUUCAAUUCCCAAUUCAGAUGAGAUUUGCAGAUGCUUGUCGUUGUUGCAUAUCGAUGAGUGGAGUUGCAAUGUUGGUGACUAUGUACUUCUAUUAUUGCGAAAUGCACCUUCUAAAUCGAUACACCAUUUCGUGGCAGGAGUCAUUUCACGUCGCCUCGAGAGUGCAUUGAUUCCGACCUUGGAAUUUGUAACCAAGAAUGAUUUUGCUAGUGAGAUGUUUUUGCUUAGUGGAAACCUUUUUGAUUUGGUCAUUAAACUUGACAAUGCGUCGCUUGCCCAAUGCUGCCUGUUAUUAGAAGGGUAUCUUAUGUUUAAAAGCAAGCAGGAGGGCAAUGACUACCUACUCAUUGACAUUUUGGGUGCUGGUUGUAACAAGUAUCUACGUAUGGAUAUCGGCUUUUUGGGGAAGAUGAUGGAUUUAACUCAUUUACCAUUGUGCAGCAGGGAGUUGCAAUUGCGGAAAGAUGAUUUAAGAAGGGAAGUAAUUUGCCCACCUUCUAUUCCAACAUAUGAACAAGGCGAUUCAAAUGAGGAUAUCGAUAUGUCAGAUACUGUUGAAACUGUGGGACAUUCUUUAGAACUAGCCAAAUGUUCUCCGAUGCCACUGAAAGUUGGUGCUGAAACUAAUCAGGAAAAGAGAGAACUAAUUAUGAUUGAGUCUGCGGAGUCGGUGAGAGGGGAUAAGGUCUUUGAAAGAGAGAAACCAAGGAAUAGUAUGGCAAUAGAAAAUUUGGUCGACGGAGAGAUGAAAGAGGAACCUAGCAGAUGCCAUCAAUCAGAGUUGUUCCCAUCAACAGAGUUGACUGUCAUUCAGAACAUACACGAGAGGACACCCAUAAAGACUGCCCCAAUUGCUCCAGAUAAUAUCAACGCAACAAUACAACAACUGAGGGACACCAGAGUUGAAGAAUCAACUUCCGCUUCGCUGUUAAGUGCUCCGGAGCUAGUCAAGCUCCUCACAAAAAAAUCUAACCAGGACUUGAACGAGCUCAGCCCUGAACAGAAGUAUGAAUUAGAAUCCAGCUUGUUGCAGUUCAUGGUCAAAUUACGAGGCUUGCAGUAA
Messenger RNA from Lodderomyces margitis, 3729 nucleotides. RefSeq names its product DNA-binding protein. NCBI's taxonomy places the organism in Eukaryota, Fungi, Ascomycota, Pichiomycetes, Serinales, Debaryomycetaceae. The record is from RefSeq and is a predicted model, not a curated record. Gene Ontology annotation, cellular component: nucleus. Bases 1 to 3729 code for a protein of 1242 amino acids. The transcript has a single exon. Gene Ontology annotation, biological process: telomere maintenance.